CGGCAGCGGCGGAUCGGGACGCACCGGUAGCAGCAGCCAUGGAGCCGGGGGGCAGGCGCGGUCGCGCCGCCGAGGAAGGCCCGCGGCCCGAGGAGGAGGAGGUGGAUCCCCGCAUCCAGGGAGAGCUGGAAAAGCUGAAUCAAUCUACAGAUGACAUCAAUCGCAGAGAGACAGAGCUGGAGGACGCACGCCAGAAGUUCCGCUCUGUGCUGGUCGAAGCAACAGUAAAACUGGAUGAACUGGUGAAGAAGAUUGGCAAAGCCGUAGAAGACUCUAAACCUUACUGGGAAGCUCGGAGGGUGGCCAGGCAGGCCCAGCUGGAAGCUCAGAGGGCAACUCAGGAUUUUCAGAGGGCCACUGAAGUGCUGCGUGCUGCUAAAGAGACCAUCUCGCUUGCUGAGCAGAGGCUACUGGAAGAUGACAAACGUCAGUUUGACUCUGCCUGGCAAGAGAUGCUCAACCAUGCGACUCAGAGGGUCAUGGAGGCAGAACAGACCAAAACGAGAAGUGAGCUGGUUCACAAGGAGACUGCAGCCAAAUACAAUGCCGCCAUGGGAAGGAUGAAACAACUGGAGAAGAAGCUGAAAAGAGCCAUCAAUAAAUCAAAACCUUACUUUGAACUCAAGGCGAAGUACUAUGUCCAGCUAGAGCAACUGAAGAAAACGGUGGAUGAUCUGCAGGCAAAACUGGCCCUGGCAAAGGGAGAGUAUAAAACAGCCUUGAAAAACCUGGAGAUGAUCUCAGAUGAGAUUCACGAGAGGAGACGCUCCACUGCCAUGGGGCCCCGAGGAUGUGGCGUGGGUGCUGAAGGGAGCAAUACCUCUGUGGAAGACCUGUCAGCAAGUAAACCGGAGUCAGACACCAUCUCUGUGGCUUCAGAAGUGUUUGAGGAUGACAAUGGCAGCAGCUUCGUAUCUGAAGAAGAUUCAGAAACUCAGUCCGUGUCCAGCUUCAGCUCUGGUCCUACGAGUCCCUGCGAGGUGCCCACUCAGUUUCCUCCUGCAAUGCGACCUGGAAGCCUGGAUCUGCCCAGCCCUGUAUCCCUUUCUGAGUUCGGGAUGAUCUUUCCUGUCCUCGGCCCCCGAAGUGAAUGCAGUGGAGCAUCUUCCCCUGAGUGCGAAGCUGACAGAGGGGAUAGGGCAGAAGGGGCUGAGAACAAGACAAGCGACAGAGCGAACAAGAACAGGAGCAGCAACAGGAGCAGCUCCACUGAAGGGCUGGCUCUGGAUAACCGAAUGAAGCAGCUCUCCCUUCAGUGCAUGAAAAUCAAAGAGGGAAUAUGCUCAGGCAGAAAAGCUGCCCAGAUUGGCUGAGUCCUCUUUGUGCCCUGAUUAAUGGGAGUAUAGAUAUUUAUAUAUGAACUCCUAAGUGUUUGAAGAACAUUGUGCCAAUAAUAUAUGCCAAAUCUGAAGCGUUUACUCUGAGGAUUUAAAACUGCACUAAGUCUAAUUGAUGUGGAGGGCUGAGGUUUUUUUAUUCAGUAAACCCUUUGUAGGCCGGGUGCGUUACCAACUGUUUAAGCUGUACUCCUGUUUCACAGACUUUGUAACUUGUUUUGUAGCAGCCGGCUGAAGCAAUAACUAGUAAUGUUCCCGUGGAAACUCAAUGCCAGUAGGCGGGUCUGAAAUUCAAGCCAGACUUUUGCAGAGAGCAGUUUGGCUUCAGUUUUGUAGAACAAAAUGCUCUUUAGAUAUGGUGGAUCUUUUAAGUGGUAUAUUCUUUAAAUAUCUGUAUUUGUCUGUAUUAUGCUGAAACUGUAGAAAUAUUUUGUAUACAGGAGAGCUGUUGCAUGUGCAGGGUCUAAAAGCCUUCACUUUUCCCUUGGUGCUCACAGAAGGGAUGAAGAUGAGUCACGUCGAUAAAAGCUGGUGCUGAGACAGGCAGAUGAUGGUAACACUCAGCGAUGGUAGGGCCUUUCAGACCUUCUUCCCAAGUCUGGCUUGGACUCCAAGGGUGAUUCCAGUGACCAAAAAGAAUUGGUUGGCUCCUUGCCCUUUCCCUCCCCUGAGAAGUGAAGUAUUAUUUUUCAGCACUUUAAGUGUUUUGGGGUUCUUCUUCCUCCAAAAUGGGAGUUGUAGAUGUUUUUGGGACAGUUUUGGUAAGGGAUUCACCCUUGGAAUAUGCAUGAAGACAAGGAAUUGCCAGUGUGGAUUGACAAUGUGUUCUUAAGCUUCUCUGUAGGUUGUACCGUGUGGGGUUUUUUAACUGUUAAGGGACUUGGGAUUUUAGUAUGCCCUAGAGAAACUGUUCAAUAAAACUAAAAAGGGCAAGGGUGUGUUUUGCCAGCAGCUGUUAGGCAGUAGUAGUGUCUGGUAAUUAUGCUAAUAAGUGGUAGUAAAAAAUCCUAGGACUCUUCAGUUUUGGUAGCUAAGCAUUUCUGAAAGCACCAUUUUAUCUAAACCAUCCGUUUCUAUCAUUAAUUUGAUGGGAAUUUUAGUAUUGCCCGAAGUAUUUUCUAUUCUGUUUUUGCAGUCCUGCUGUAUUUCGUCCCUGCCACAGCUUGUGUAUCUCUAAGUUAAUGUAAGAUUCUUCACACUACAGUAAACACUUUUGUUUUCCACA
Messenger RNA from Neopsephotus bourkii (Bourke's parrot), 2562 nucleotides. It is a transcript of the gene SH3BP5, whose product is annotated as SH3 domain binding protein 5. The transcript is spliced from 9 exons. Gene Ontology annotation, cellular component: cytoplasm. The record is from RefSeq and is a predicted model, not a curated record. Bases 39 to 1313 code for a protein of 424 amino acids. Gene Ontology annotation, biological process: intracellular signal transduction; negative regulation of protein tyrosine kinase activity. NCBI's taxonomy places the organism in Eukaryota, Metazoa, Chordata, Aves, Psittaciformes, Psittacidae. Gene Ontology annotation, molecular function: protein kinase inhibitor activity.